UUCGUUUCUCUACUCUGCUGCUUCUCCUUACCCGCCAUGUACAGAGGUCCCGCUAUUUACUCGGACAUUGCUGUCCAGCAACAGCUCUUGCACCAACAAUCCUCCUACUCUACUCCCGACACUCCUGCCCAAAUCGCUGCCAACCACUUAAACAACUUUGUGGCCAACUUCAAUCAACAAAAUUCGCAGAACGCAAACAGCAACAAUGGCGAUAAUGGAAACAAUUUAAAUAAUGGUAAUAAUGCAAAUAAUGGUAACAAUAAUAAUAACAACAACAACAAUAUCAACAAUAAUAUCAACAAUAAUAUCAACAAUAACAAUAACUUAAACAACUUAAAUAACUUGAACAACUUGAACAACUUGAACAACUUGCACAAUAAUCCUUAUUCUCAUUCACCUCAAUAUACCCCUGUCUCUCAACAACAAUUGCAACAGACAAUGAACGCUGCUCAACUAGCCGGUCAACACUCUGUUCAAUCUCAUAAUGCUCAAUCAAAACCAAGACCACUGCUUCAAUCUCAACAAUCCCAACAAUCCCAACAAUCUCUGUUACAAAUCAAUUCCAAUUCUAACUUGCAAUCUCAGCAACAACAAAAAUUACAAUCCCAAUCUCAAUCUCAAUCUCAAUCUCAAUCUCAAUCUUCUGCAACACCUACCCCUUCUGCAAAUCAAUCAACUCUAUCAGUUCAAGACUCCUAUUCUAUCACUUCUAACAAGGCCCUAGAUGACAAAAACGUCUACAAAUGGCUUAUCGAAUUCAUUUAUGGCCCCAAUAAAGAACAAGCCCUAUUAGAAUUGGGCAAAACAAGAGAAAGAUAUGACGAUUUAGCUUUAGUCCUUUGGCAUUCCUUUGGUGUCAUGUCUUCUCUACUUAAUGAAAUCACCUCGGUCUACCCACUACUAGAUCCUCCAACUUUGUCUCCUACUGCUUCCAACAGAGUCUGCAAUGCCCUAGCUUUACUCCAGUGCGUAGCCUCUCAUCCCGAUACUAGAAUCCUUUUCUUAAAUGCUGACUUACCUUUAUUCCUAUACCCUUUCUUAAACACUGAUUCAAAAUCAAGAUCCUUUGAAUACUUGAGACUUACCUCCUUGGGUGUCAUUGGGGCCUUAGUUAAAAACGAUUCUCCAGAUGUUAUAUCCUUCCUAUUAAACACUGAAAUCAUUCCUCUUUGUCUUAAAAUCAUGGAAUCCUCAACUGAAUUAUCGAAAACAGUAGCUAUCUUCAUCGUCCAAAAAAUUCUACUAGACGACAACGGUUUAGAAUACAUUUGCCAAACAAUGGAAAGAUUUAACGCUGUUAAUACUGUACUAAACUCAAUGGUUGAUCAACUUGUUAAACAUCAAACUGCAAGAUUACUAAAACAUGUAGUAAGAUGUUAUCUUAGAUUAAGUGAUAAUCAAUCUGCUAAAAAUGCCUUAAUCACUUGUUUACCAAACCCUUUACGUGACUCAACUUUUAAAAUAAUUCUAAGAGAAGAUCCAAAUACAAACAAAUGCCUUCAAACUUUACUAUCAAACUUGAAUCAAAAUAACUAAUACAUCACAAUAUUCCUCCUAUUCUUAUCUAAUCCUUCUUUAUCAUAUUUACCCUCAUGUCAAUCAUAUUAUAUCCUUUCUAUUUCUCCAUUUUUUUCUCUUACUACCAUUUCACUCCUCUGUUUAUAUGUACCAUAUAAUUUAAACUCUUCAAUAAAAAAAAAUAAAAAAAA
Molecule: messenger RNA, 1709 nt
Organism: Ascoidea rubescens DSM 1968
Lineage: Eukaryota; Fungi; Ascomycota; Saccharomycetes; Ascoideales; Ascoideaceae
Gene: CAF40
Product: CCR4-NOT core subunit CAF40
Exons: 1
Biological process (GO): negative regulation of translation; mRNA catabolic process
Cellular component (GO): CCR4-NOT complex; CCR4-NOT core complex; P-body
Source: RefSeq, a predicted model, not a curated record